Molecule: messenger RNA, 3033 nt
Organism: Plasmopara halstedii
Lineage: Eukaryota; Oomycota; Peronosporomycetes; Peronosporales; Peronosporaceae
Product: Armadillo-type fold
Exons: 13
Coding region: 1-3033 (1010 amino acids)
Biological process (GO): protein import into nucleus
Cellular component (GO): cytoplasm; nuclear membrane
Source: RefSeq, a predicted model, not a curated record
AUGGCGGAGCAAUUAACAGCAUGCGCGCGGCAGCUAUUCGAGGGCGUACCCGGAAGUAGCGAACAAAAAGCAGCCAACGCAUGGCUAAUGGAAUUUCAAAAGAGUGAUGAAGCUUGGCAGGCGGCGCUGCAGCUUUUAAAGACGCCUGCGCGCAAUCCUCAAACACAACAGAUACUAGCGGCUCCGGAGCUCAUGGCCAUGCAAAUCUUGCGACUUAAGACGCAAAAUCAGUGGACGCAUAUUAAUGAGCACCAACAAGAGAUGGUUUGGCAGACCUUGUUGAAGUUGCUAAAGACGACGUGCGUGGCAGACGGUGGUCUUUCAGCCUCUAGUUGCCGUAUUGCUUGUGCCACGUUAGCAGAUAUUGUGGUCAAAUGCUGCACGACGUGGACAGGAUGGAAGAGUGAUGUACAGCACCUAAUAAAUGCAGGUGUUGCUGCUCAGAGGCAAGGGAUUGCGGCAACAAUGCUAGUCGAUAUUCUUGGAGCUAUUCCGAUGCAAAUUCGGGCCUCAGAACGCAUGUGGACAGAAGAAGAGAUGCAUGUGAAGCUGACGGGGCUUCAGGCUGAAGGAGAAGAAGUUAUGACAGCAGUGCAAAUGAUUUUGACAAACAUAACUGGUGAGACGAGUAGUGCACUCCGUUGUCUGGAAGGUUGGGUUGUUGGUUGUGUUCCUAGCAACGAGGCAUUUGGUUUGACUAUUGCUCACCUUUUCACUCGUGGACUGAUUGAUGUGCUUCUCACGCUUGUCAUCAGUGAUAAUGAGGAACACUCACAGCUAGCUGCUGAUAUUGUCGCGGAUUCAGUUGUGACAACGCAUAUAGAACCGGCGUCUGAAUGUUUGAUUAGUGCAGUACUUCACACAAGUCAUUGUCUUGUCAGAAUGAUUGCACUUUUCCAGGCAGAUGCAUACUUUUCGACAGGCAAAGCCAUGAUUAAAGAGCAGCAGAAGAUUGUUUGUGGGUGUAUCUCACGUAUCGCGUGUUCCUUAGCCCUGAAUCAUGCUCGUACACUCUUUUCAAAACAAGCAGGUGCUUCCAAAAUCGGUAGUAAGGACUGCAAUUUCCGAAACCUGUCAACCGAAUUUUUAGAGCUGCUCCUUGCUUGUUCCUCGUUCGAUGACAUUGAUGUCGUGCAACCUACGCUGGAGUUCUGGUUCUUUUUUCUCGAGGCCAACUUGACGGAUGACAUAUCAUGGCAAUUUCGGGACGCAGCGGGGCAGGAGUUUGUGGUCAGCAUUCUGUCACGCUUAGUCACUGCACUGAUUGAGCAGUGCAAAUAUCCGCGGUGGUUUGUUGAAAGCCAACAGAUUAUGAGCGACGACCCGGAGAUUGAGGCGAUAUCAACUCUGCGCCGAGAAAUCGCGGAUACAUUGCUGAGCCUGUUUUACAAAUGGCCAAAACGUUCACAUGAAUUUGAAGCAAAUCAUGUUUCCUGUGUGAAGGGCUUGUGCCAACUGUUGUCGGGUUGCAAAGAUAUCGCGUUAAUUGAUGCGCUACUUUUCUUGCUCUCGUAUAUGAUUGAGCUUUUUGAUGUAUCAUCAGAUUUAGGAUCAAAGGAAGACUCAGACUCGUCACCAGAUCCAACAUUCGAUGGAGUCAAUGUGCUGUUAGAGGUUCUGAAAUGCACUGUUAACCUGCCCAUACACCCACUCACGAUUAAUGGCGUCGCCCGAUAUCUACGAACACUGAGUAUAUCGCUGGCAUUGCCAGCCAACGUUAACCUUCAUACUUCGAUGGUCAUUUGUCAAGGACUUCAAUACAAAUCGUCGUUUUCAGUAGCAGUGCAGUCGCUGCUGCACAGUAGCGCAUCUCUAACCAAGUAUACAACAUUUGAAGAGAGAACACAAUUACUGCAUGAGCUAAUCCACUACUGCAGCACGCUACAAAACAAAAUUACCCAAGAGAGUGAAGGAAAUUUAUUAGAAGUGACUUUUCGAAUGUCAAGCGGCGCAUCAAGUGCAGAUUUUGGUGCAAUAUGCUCAACAGUUUUAUAUAGCCUAAUUGCUUCCGCGCAGCGUGGAAACUCGAUUGAAGGGUCGAGGAGCAUUUAUUUAUUGGGCCGAGCACUAAGUGGUGUCCAGGAUCAAGAGCAUGGAUACGCGCUAGUCGAUCAACUUUGGGCUGUCGUAGCUGCGUCUCUACUUCGCCAUACGGGAGAUGAAAGCUAUCGUCGAGCCGGAGUUGUGUUUUUUAUAAACGUUGUCUCCCAUCUUCAAAAGGGUUACGGUCCAAUUGAAGCUCAAAUUCUUGACUUGUGUUUAUGCUGGUACGGUGACAGCAUUGCUCCUGAUGUUCUUACUUGUUGCUCCCACAUAUUUGCAAGACAGCAAAACAAUACGGAUUUUCUUGUGUCAGCUGAGCAUAAUUUUAAGCACCUUGUUGGUGGGUUUUGUGGCAAAUUGCACCAAGUUUCAGGAGCCAAGUCAUGUGAUGAUAACGUAUCAAUGACGAUCUACUUAUCGCAGCACCCCAAAGCAAGUGAUGUCAUAUUAGAGAUCAAAGAAUUUCUGGGUCUGGCACGAGAAGUGUUGAACUAUUAUCCACAAAACUUGUCAAAAUUGCGUCCAAACGGAGAGCCAAGCUUGUAUUGGGUUUGCCUGGAUCUGGCAACAAGUCUCGUAAGACUAGAUCAUAAAGAAACGUGUGAUGCUGCAUGCCAAUUUCUUCUUGGUGCGAUGCAUUGCCAGUCUGAGCUGAUUUUGGAAAAUAUCAAAAUGUUUACGAUAGAAAUCGUGCGAAUUGUACUGAGUUUUCUGGACCCAAGUCGAAAGCACAAUUAUGUUCGAAGUCUCUGGGAUUUUUUUUAUCAGUGUAUACACGCCCCUGAUAUUUCCAUUCAAAUUCGAGGUAGCUUUCUGACUGCUGUGUCGACUGUGGUGCUCGAAGAAGGACUUCUACGCUCAAUCUUAUCAAAUCAAAUGUGCCAAAACUUGCCUGGAGAGCUGGAAAAGCGUCGCCAGCGACAUCGCUUCCGAUUAUAUUUCACAGAAUUGGGGCAUGCUGCUGAUGCGGCAAAUUCAUCUAUAAUUUAG